CUAAACCAAAAAAAAACCCAUAAAUUUUAAAAUUUCCACCAAAACAGAGAGAAAACCCAACAGCUACAAAAAUGCUGAGCGAAUCACUGAAGAACAAGUACCAGCCCUGCGAAGAGAUCGGCCGAGGCCGUUUCGGCGUCAUCUCUAAAGCCUUCUGUCCCAUCACCCAGUCCUUCUUCGCCAUCAAAACCAUCGACAAACGCCUCCUCUCCGACCCCACCGACCGUCAAUGCCUGGAAAACGAGCCCAAGAUCAUGACCCUUUUGUCUCCCCAUCCCAACAUCGUCCAAAUCCAUGAUAUGUUUGAAUCGGAAAACGCCCUCCACCUCAUCCUCGACCUCUGUCAGCCGGUCACCCUCUACGACCAGAUCAUCCAGCACGACCUGUCGGAGCCCAAGGUUGCUUCUUACGCCAAACAGCUCGUGUCGGGUCUGGCUCAUUGUCACCGGUACGGCGUCGUUCACAGGGAUAUCAAACCCGAUAAUAUCUUUUUCGACUUCAGGGGCAAUUUGAAGAUCGGUGAUUUCGGUUCCGCCACUUGGUUGGGCGAACUCUGCACCGCCGAUGGGUUGGUGGGUACGCCGUAUUACGUCGCGCCGGAGGUUGUCAUGGGUAGGAGUUAUAACGAGAAGGUCGAUGUUUGGAGCGCCGGCGUCGUUUUGUAUGUCAUGUUGGCCGGAGUUCCUCCGUUUUACGGAGAAACGGCCGAGGAGAUUUUCGAGGCUAUUUUGAGAGGGAAUUUGAGGCUUCCUUCCAGGAUUUUCAGGUCCAUCUCUUCCGAAGCAAAGGAUUUGUUGAGGAAGAUGAUUUGCAGAGAUGUUUCCAGGAGAUUAUCUGCAGAACAAGUCCUGAGGCACCCAUGGAUCUUGAAUGGAGGUGAAACUAUUUCAAUGGACUGAAAAGAGCUGGGAAUUAUCAUCAAAUCAAAAGAUACCAUAAAUAAAAAAGAGCUUAUCAAUGUAAAUAUAAGCCUAUCAAAAGGGUCCCCCAAGCUUUUCUUCUUUACCAAGCAAAAGUCACAGUCCAGUUUUGCAAUGGAGUUUUCUUCACAUAUAGGGGACCAUCAACCACCAUGAACCUACCAGUCUUCCACUAAUAUCUAAUUUUGAUCUCUUUCUUCCAGUUUUGUUGUUUGGUUAAGCAAUAUAGAGCGUACAUAGAUAAAAAAAUAUAAUAGGACACUUGUGUUUUUG
Hibiscus syriacus is the source of this 1193-nucleotide messenger RNA. Its product is annotated as phosphoenolpyruvate carboxylase kinase 1-like. Gene Ontology annotation, biological process: intracellular signal transduction; peptidyl-serine phosphorylation; protein autophosphorylation. Lineage: Eukaryota; Viridiplantae; Streptophyta; Magnoliopsida; Malvales; Malvaceae. The record is from RefSeq and is a predicted model, not a curated record. Gene Ontology annotation, molecular function: ATP binding; calcium-dependent protein serine/threonine kinase activity; calcium/calmodulin-dependent protein kinase activity. The transcript is spliced from 2 exons. The coding region runs from base 72 to 899 and encodes 275 amino acids. Gene Ontology annotation, cellular component: nucleus; cytoplasm.